Molecule: messenger RNA, 306 nt
Organism: Chaetura pelagica (chimney swift)
Lineage: Eukaryota; Metazoa; Chordata; Aves; Apodiformes; Apodidae
Product: interleukin-8-like
Exons: 3
Coding region: 1-306 (101 amino acids)
Biological process (GO): chemokine-mediated signaling pathway; antimicrobial humoral immune response mediated by antimicrobial peptide; neutrophil chemotaxis
Cellular component (GO): extracellular region
Molecular function (GO): CXCR chemokine receptor binding; chemokine activity
Source: RefSeq, a predicted model, not a curated record
AUGCCAGUGCCAGCUGGGCUGGGGACAGGAGCCCCCCUGCUCCCCUGGCUGCUGCUGCUGCUGCUGCUCUCCCACCUAGCCUGUCCAGCCAUCCUGGAGGUGAAUGGAAACCUGAACUGCAGGUGCCUAAAGACAACUUCAAACUACCUGAGUCCCAAGCGGUACGAGAGCAUUGAGAUCAGGCCUGUGGGCAGCACCUGCAGGCGCACAGAGAUCAUAAUUAAAUUACACCCCUCGGGGAAGGUGUGUGUGAAUCCUGAUGCCCCUUGGGUAAAGAAACUGCUGAAGCGUAUUGCUGUCACGUAA